Molecule: messenger RNA, 487 nt
Organism: Tricharina praecox
Lineage: Eukaryota; Fungi; Ascomycota; Pezizomycetes; Pezizales; Pyronemataceae
Exons: 3
Coding region: 141-419 (92 amino acids)
Source: RefSeq, a predicted model, not a curated record
UUGGAGACGGGCUCCACAGGACUGCCCUCUUCCUACUACUUGCAAGAUUGGGCAGGGGUACGGCGUUCAAAACCAUCAAAGGAUCUUUAGUAGGCUUGCUGUGGAUCGCGAAGUCCAUGCUAUACUAGCUUCCGCCUUGGAUGUUAUUCCUACCCCGAAAGAUACACGCCGUCAUUACGCACCCGAGCUUCGGUCUACAGUUCUACGUCGUCUCGAUGCUGAUGUGGUGGUUCCUUGCGUUCUCCCGGACCAUGGAUGUGAGGGUGUCGACAAUGCCAGUAUUGGCUGAUUGUGAGGAGCAACAAUGGGGCUUUGGACAGAUAUUCCCCAUGCUGAUGCUCUUGAAUCUGCUGCUUAACACAGUCGAUGCCUGGAAGGAGUUUGACAAACAAUCUCUCGCUCGAACCAAAACGUUUUAGACGGAGGCACAAAGGAAGAUCGACUGUCGCCUUUGGCGUUGGAGCCGAUCGAUAAGACCGAACGGGAG